Danio rerio (zebrafish) is the source of this 1569-nucleotide messenger RNA. It is a transcript of the gene dgat2, whose product is annotated as diacylglycerol O-acyltransferase 2. Gene Ontology annotation, molecular function: diacylglycerol O-acyltransferase activity; acyltransferase activity, transferring groups other than amino-acyl groups; retinol O-fatty-acyltransferase activity. Gene Ontology annotation, cellular component: perinuclear region of cytoplasm; lipid droplet; endoplasmic reticulum membrane. Lineage: Eukaryota; Metazoa; Chordata; Actinopteri; Cypriniformes; Danionidae. Gene Ontology annotation, biological process: retinol metabolic process; triglyceride biosynthetic process. The record is from RefSeq and is marked provisional.
GCGGCCGACGCCAGUACAGAGAGAGAGAUGCUGUAGAGCAGCUCAACCUUCAGCUCACAUUUCUUUACUUUACCUUAAUUUAUUCCUCUAGCCUCAACCAUGAAGACCAUACUUGCUGCAUAUUCCGGUGUCAAAAAGGGCUCGGGCUCCAGCAUCCUCUCUGCCUUACACGACCUGCCCACCGUCCCGUGGCUGACCCGAUCCAAAAUGGUGAAGCAUCUGCAGGUGAUCUCCGUGCUGCAGUUUAUCAUGACAUUUCUUACCAUGGGCAUUGCUUGCUCUUUGCUGCUGAUGUACAUGUUUUGCACAGACUUCUGGGUCAUUUCUGUGCUUUACGUUGCCUGGCUUAUCUAUGACUGGAACACCCCUGGACAAGGAGGCCGCAGAUCGACCUGGGUGAGAGACUGGACUGUGUGGAAAUACAUGAGAGACUAUUUUCCCAUAAGACUCAUCAAGACGCAUAACCUGCUUCCCAGCCGAAACUACAUUUUUGGCUACCACCCUCAUGGCAUCUUGUGUUUUGGGGCUUUUUGUAACUUCGGGACAGAAGCCACAGGAUUCACCAAGGUGUUCCCAGGAAUCAAGCCAUCUCUGGCCACAUUGGCUGGAAACUUUCGCUUGCCCAUGUUCAGGGAAUACCUGAUGUGCGGAGGAAUCUGCCCAGUAAACCGAAACUCUAUCGACUACCUCCUGUCCAGUAACGGCACAGGCAACGCUGUGGUCAUCGUGAUCGGAGGAGCUGCAGAAUCCCUGGACUGUGCACCAGGAAGAAACUCUGUCAUGCUGAAAAAACGCAAAGGCUUUGUGAAACUGGCUCUAAAGCAAGGUGCGGAUCUGGUGCCAGUUUACUCCUUUGGGGAGAAUGAGGUUUACAAACAGCUGAUUUUUGAAGAAGGGUCUUGGUGGCGUACUAUUCAGAGGAAACUUCAGAAGUUUUUAGGCUUUGCCCCUUGUUUGUUUCAUGGCUGUGGACUGUUUUUCCCAGAGUCCUGGGGUCUGGUGCCUUACUGCAAACCUAUCACUACAGUUGUUGGUGAACCUAUCACUGUGCCAAAGAUAGAGGAGCCGACUCAGGACGUCAUAGACAUGUACCACGCCAUGUACAUCAGGUCCCUAAAGUCUCUCUUUGACAAUUACAAGACCCGCUUCGGUCUGAAUGAGAGCGAUACCCUUAUCAUUCACUGAGGAAUGAUGAUAACUGUCCAAACGAACACUCUGGAAUAUCAUUCAGCCAACGUAAAUGCCCAUUCAGAGAAGGUGCUGUUUCUCUUCAUUCAAUACUGUAUAUCUACUGAAAUCCGCUGCAGUGAUUUCAGCUUACGAUACUUCUGCUACUUCUGCUGAUUUUUGCACAGACUGAUGCCAAAUAUUCACCUUUUUCUUACGCCCCAUGAUGCUUUGCAUGAAUUAUGGGAGGAUCUUCUGCUAAACUGUAAAUAAUCAGCUAUUUUUAAGUAUUUUCUUUUAUUUAAACCGUUUACAAUGAGGUGUCCUCACAUUACACCCAUUAAAUAGUAACCUUAUUAAACCACUUUCAGCAGACCACAAAUGACCCCAAAAACUCAACAG